Salvelinus fontinalis (brook trout) is the source of this 4342-nucleotide messenger RNA. RefSeq names its product MAP kinase-activated protein kinase 2-like. NCBI's taxonomy places the organism in Eukaryota, Metazoa, Chordata, Actinopteri, Salmoniformes, Salmonidae. The record is from RefSeq and is a predicted model, not a curated record. Gene Ontology annotation, biological process: peptidyl-serine phosphorylation; inflammatory response; vascular endothelial growth factor receptor signaling pathway. Gene Ontology annotation, cellular component: cytoplasm; nucleus. Gene Ontology annotation, molecular function: ATP binding; mitogen-activated protein kinase binding; calcium-dependent protein serine/threonine kinase activity.
GGGCUGCAGCUAACCAUACUUGAAGGAGAAUUGCCGCGUUCAAAACCCCUGGGAACUCGAAAAUCUCACUUCCGAUUUCAGAGCGUUUAAAACAACUGGAUACUCGGGGAAAAAACGAGCUCCAACUGGGAAAAAUAGUUUGAAAGGUCAUCCAAAUUGGGAUUUCAAGUCGGAAACUCGGGCAUCUUCCUAGAGCUCCGUCCUAAAGAUCACUGACGUCUUGAUUUGACAUAAUUUUUUCCCGAGUUCCCAGUUGUUUUGAACGCAGAAAAUUUCAGCCGUCGUCAUAUCUCGUGCCAUGACGUCAUCAGAGGAGCCCCUCCCUGUGUGUGGUGCCGCUUUCAUGACAACUUGGGAACUUCGAAAUCGGAUAUCCCCAACAUCCGGCUUUCAUGACAACUGGGAACUCGGAGAAAAAAAAACGAGUUACGACUGGGAAAAGUAGUUUUUUAACGGUCAUCCAACUCGGAAACUCUGGCAUUCAUUGAGCUCCAACUUUCCUACCUAAAGAUCACUGAAGUCACGAUGUUACCUCGUUUUUCCCGAGAACUCAGUAGUCUUGAACGCACCAUGACUAUUAUCGGAAAGUCGGGGAUUGUGAGUGUGCACUCUGGUGUCUUGAGUUUUUGUGUUUUCUUUUUAUAAGUCAGUUUGUGUUUUAACUUUACGCCGCAACGUGUUGAAAUAUAAUUUCGCAGUUAGUGCCAUAGUUGUUUAUUAACCUACACAGUUUGAAACGGCUUGAAAUCUGUUUGAAUCUACCUGGAAUAGGCGGACGGACCACCGAGAUGUAUUUUAGCUAACGUUAGCCUAGCCUAAAGCAGCUAACUAACCGGGCUAAUUUAUUUAGCCACUUCAACCUGGACUAUAACGUUAUCGUGAACAUAUCAAACUAUUUGUUUUUAGUGGACUUAUUUUCAAACUCGCUGCCCUUUUUGUUGAGGAUCCAACUUCACUUUCGGAGGCCAACUACCUACCUGUAACCUAGGAAGGAGAGACCGACAGAGAGAAGGAAAGUGCUGUCAUUGUCUGGUUGAACUGACCCAGUAUGUUGUCCAACACCGGGACCCAGCCUCUGUUCCCCCCGACCCAGGGCCAACCUAACCCGGUGGGCCAACCUAACCCGCUCCCUUCGGGUCACCUCCCACAGUUCCAUGUGAAACCGACCCUACAGAUCAAGAAGAACGCAAUAACGGAAGAGUACAAAGUGACCAGUCAGGUACUGGGGCACGGCAUUAAUGGAAGGGUACUGGAGAUCUUCCACAAGAAGAGCGGAGACAAAUACGCCCUCAAGAGCCAGAGAACCUACUGUAUUUAUCUAAGAGGCCCAAUGCGCUGCUGAAACUGACAGACUUUGGUUUUGCCAAAGAGACCACCACACACAACUCACUGGACACCCCCUGCUACACACCAUACUACGUUGCUCCAGAGGUGUUGGGACCAGAGAAGUAUGAUAAGUCAUGUGACAUGUGGUCGCUAGGCGUCAUCAUGUACAUCCUGUUAUGUGGUUAUCCUCCGUUCUACUCUAACCAUGGUCUGGCCAUCUCUCCUGGGAUGAAGAAGAGAAUCAGGAUGGGAGAAUAUGAGUUUCCUAACCCAGAGUGGUCCGACGUAUCAGAGGAGGCCAAGCAGCUGAUCAGGGACCUGCUGAAGACCGAGCCCACACAGAGGAUGACCAUCACAGAGUUCAUGAACCAUCCAUGGUUCAACCAGUCGAUGGAGGUUCCCCAGAUUCCUCUCCACACCAGGCGAGUUCUGAUCGAGGAGAAAGAUGCCUGGGAGGACCUCAGGGAGGAGAUGAAUAGCGCCUUAGCGACCAUGAGAGUGGACUAUGAGCAAGUCAAAAUCAAGACCAUCGAGGAGUCCUCCAAUCCCCUUCUGAUGAAGAGGAGGAAGAAAAUACAGUCCUCAGCCAAUCACACAGUCCCAGACACACAGACACCUGCCCUAUGAGACGUGCGCACACACACACACACACACACACACACACACACACACACACACACACACACACACACACACACACACACACAGAAAUAUACGCACACACACACACAGGGAUACACACAUCAUACACGCGUUGUAAAACGGAAGCAAUACGGUUUAUCGACUCACUGGUGAAUGGAUUUUCUUAAAGCAUAGAAGUUUAUAUUUCAUGACCAGUUUUAAUGUUUUUAAAAGCAUUUAUUUUGAUUAAUCAAUGUUUUUACCUAAUCGACCAGUCAGCUAUGUUCACCUUUUAAACCAGUCAAGAGAUUAUGAUAAGUGAGGAGGCGAACGUGUCCAAACAGACUUCCUUAUAUCAGUUAGUGAUCAACAAACCAUGUGUGUUAUUGAAAUGACUUGUGGGAAUGUAAACACACACCUACACAUAGAGACCUAUGACGUCACCUCCCGGCCACGUCCCAUUCAGAGGUCUAUGUAGUCACCUCCCGGCCACGUCCCAUUCAGAGACCUAUGAAGUCACCUCCCGGCCACGUCCCAUUCAGAGACCUAUGAAGUCACCCCUCGGCCACGUCCCAUUCAGAGACCUAUGAAGUCACCUCCCGGCCACGUCCCAUUCAGAGACCUAUGACGUCACCUCCCGGCCACGUCCCAUUCAGAGGUCUAUGAAGUCACCCCUCGGCCACGUCCCAUUCAGAGGUCUAUGUAGUCACCUCCCGGCCACGUCCCAUUCAGAGGUCUAUGUAGUCACCUCCCGGCCACGUCCCAUUCAGAGACCUAUGACGUCACCUCCCGGCCACGUCCCAUUCAGAGGUCUAUGAAGUCACCUCCCGGCCACGUCCCAUUCAGAGACCUAUGAAGUCACCUCCCGGCCACGUCCCAUUCAGAGGUCUUUGAAGUCACCUCCCGGCCACGUCCCAUUCAGAGACCUAUGAAGUCACCUCCCGGCCACGUCCCAUUCAGAGACCUAUGACGUCACCUCCCGGCCACGUCCCAUUCAGAGGUCUAUGACGUCACCUCCCGGCCACGUCCCAUUCAGAGACCUAUGACGUCACCUCCCGGCCACGUCCCAUUCAGAGACCUAUGUAGUCACCUCCCGGCCACGUCCCAUUCAGAGACCUAUGACGUCACCUCCCGGCCACGUCCCAUUCAGAGGUCUAUGACGUCACCUCCCGGCCACGUCCCAUUCAGAGGUCUAUGACGUCACCUCUCGGCCACGUCCCAUUCAGAGGUCUCAGACGUCACCUCCCGGCCACGUCCCAUUCAGAGGUCUAUGACGUCACCUCCCGGCCACGUCCCAUUCAGAGACCUAUGAAGUCACCCCCCCGGCCACGUCCCAUUCAGAGACCUAUGACGUCACCUCCCGGCCACGUCCCAUUCAGAGACCUAUGAAGUCACGCCCCAAUCAGAGACCUAUGAAGUCACGCCCCGGCCACGUCCCAUUCAGAGGUCUAUGUAGUCACGCCCCGGCCACGUCCCAUUCAGAGGUCUAUGUAGUCACGCCCCGGCCACGUCCCAUUCAGAGGUCUAUGUAGUCACCCCCCGGCCACGUCCCAUUCAGAGACCUAUGAAGUCACGCCCCGGCCACGUCCCAUUCAGAGGUCUAUGAAGUCACGCCCCGGCCACGUCCCAUUCAGAGGUCUAUGAAGUCACCCCUCGGCCACGUCCCAUUCAGAGACCUAUGACGUCACCUCCCGGCCACGUCCCAUUCAGAGGUCUAUGAAGUCACCUCCCGGCCACGUCCCAUUCAGAGACCUAUGAAGUCACGCCCCGGCCACGUCCCAUUCAGAGGUCUAUGAAGUCACGCCCCGGCCACGUCCCAUUCAGAGGUCUAUGAAGUCACCCCUCGGCCACGUCCCAUUCAGAGACCUAUGACGUCACCUCCCGGCCACGUCCCAUUCAGAGGUCUAUGAAGUCACCUCCCGGCCACGUCCCAUUCAGAGACCUAUGAAGUCACCUCCCGGCCACGUCCCAUUCAUGAACCACUGUCCCACAGUACAGGGUGAAUAGUUGAGUACAGUUCACUUGGCCUCCACCCAGCUUGCUGGCUUUCAUCCACAAUCCUCAAAACCACUUCCCUCUACCCCCUAUGCACUUGUGGAGAGCUGAUUCGCCCAGGGUACAACUGUUUAAGGGCAGAGACAAGGCAGCCAUGUUUCAUAAUGGAAUGCAGCCUGGAGGCCAUCUCAGCCUGGUGCUGUUCUCUGGGGGGUUUGUAGUCUUUCUAGUCUUUUCAGUUGUAGUUCUUAUCCUGGCUGCUGAAAUGUUAAGAAUCCCUUUCUGCUCAGACUUUGUACUGUGUGAAUGCUAUGCAGAGGGUUUCACCCCAAAACUACCUUCUAGAUCAUUUUGAUACGGCUUUGAUUUUGUGUAUAAAUAUAGUGUCGCAGAAUCGUCA